AUGCCCCUCUCUAUCGCGAUCGUCGGCGCAGGCAUCGGCGGCCUUACCGCCGCCGCAACACUCCGGAAAGCAGGUCAUCAUGUCGAGAUCUAUGAAAAAUCGCACUUCUCUACCGAAGUCGGCGCCGCGCUCGUCGUCGCCCCAAACGGGAUCCGCGUCCUGCGCACCAUAGACUUCUCCCUCGAGAACGCGCGCGGCACACCAAAGUCCGUGUUUGAGCUGCGUGAUGGGCCGAAAUUCGAGCGUGUUAAGGCCGUCGAGCUCGAUGAUGCGGAAGAGCGGUUCGGGGCUCCGUUGUAUACGAUGCAGAGGAGGGAUUUGCAUGCGGAGUUGUUGAGGGUUGUCUCUACUGAUAUAAGUAGUACUGGUGUUUCUGCUGCUGCUGCUCCUAUCGCUACGGAUCCGACCAACGAGGGAGAGACUACUGAAAGUGCGAGAGAAGGAGGAGUGCCCAUCCACCGCGGCCGAAAGGUGAUUUCAGCCGACGCAGAGCGCGGAAUCCUCUACUUCGAAGACGGCACCGAGACCACGGCGGACUUGAUCAUUGCGGCAGAUGGGCUGCAUUCUGUGCUCAAGAGCGUUGUGCUGAAAGAUGAGAUCGAGAGUCCUGCGAAGACGGGGUUCAGUGCGUUUCGGUUCCAGAUUCCGACGGAGGAUUUGCUUUCGGAUGAACACUUCCAGGAGCUCGUGAAGAUUAAAGGAAAUGGGCCUUCUGUGUUGGCGGAUAUGAGGAAUGAGCAGACUAUGGAGCAUAUGGUUUGGUAUGAUUGUCAGAAUGGGGAGAUGCAGAAUUUCGUGGGGAUUCAUAAUCGGUUUGAGAGUGAGGGUGAUGACUAUAAGUCCAUGAUGUUGCAGCGCUUUGGACAUUUUCAUCCCAGUUUGGUGCACGUUAUUAGCAAGGCACCCAAAGUCACAAUCUGGCCUUUGGAUAUCUUCGCCCCCGUCCCUCGCUGGAACCGGGGCAAGAUCCUGCUCAUCGGGGACGCCGCACACCCAAUGCUCCCGUUCAGCGGCCAAGGCGCCAACCAAGCCAUCGAAGACGCCGGCGCCCUAGGCUAUCUUUUCGACGGAGUGCAUUCCGCCGACGAGAUCCCCACGCGCAUCGCUCUGUUCGAAAAGGUUCGCCGGCUCCGUGUCUCACGCACGCAAUUGAUGUCUAGCGUGAGGGUGGGUAAGGAGGGCGAGAUCCAGACGGAGUUGCGUCGGUACGCGGAUCCUCCUGGAGAGGAUGUGCCGCAGACCUUUUCCGAGAGACUAGCGCAUGAUUUCGGGUUUAACGUCUUCGAUAAAUGCCGCGAGGCUCUACGCGAUCACGAGGCGCUGUUGGUGCCGGAGAAAGUCCCGAAGGGUGACGAGGGCUUUGCAUACAAGAACACGAACUAUGCGGCUUAUGGACAGGAGACUACGGCGUGA
Messenger RNA from Aspergillus melleus, 1413 nucleotides. RefSeq lists its product as uncharacterized. The record is from RefSeq and is a predicted model, not a curated record. The transcript has 8 exons. Bases 1 to 1413 code for a protein of 470 amino acids. Gene Ontology annotation, molecular function: FAD binding; monooxygenase activity. NCBI's taxonomy places the organism in Eukaryota, Fungi, Ascomycota, Eurotiomycetes, Eurotiales, Aspergillaceae.